Molecule: messenger RNA, 459 nt
Organism: Rotaria sordida
Lineage: Eukaryota; Metazoa; Rotifera; Eurotatoria; Philodinida; Philodinidae
Source: the annotation of a GenBank genome assembly
AUGAUUAGUCCAGCCAAGAAUACCGACGAUGUCUUUAUUGCUUACGAUCCAUUUGAUGCAAAUAAAGAAAAAUUCAAGAAGGAUGAAGUGGCACCUGAUGAUGUUUUAUCCAAAUAUUCGUAUAUAUCUUUACGUGAUAAUGUUUUGGAUGUGCGUCCGAUUGAGCAGCUAACUGUUAUUCUAUUCGAUAUUAGUAGUUCGAUGCAACAUACACAGACCAAUAAUUCUAAAAGUCUUCUUGAUUUGAGUAUUAGUGCUCUAGGCGCAUGGUGUGACAAGUUCUAUUCCUAUCGAUUACCUCAUGCUAUAGGUCUUAUUUAUUGUGGUGCUAAAAUAACUUCAACAACACAACUUAUUCAUGAAGCCUGUCCUAUUACAAAUAAUUUUAGUGAUUUUGAAAACUCAUUACGUUCUCGACCAGACUGUGGUUCAUCAACGCCAUUCAUAAAAGCAAGAUAA